AGCGAGGGUAACAGUUGCGUCGCGACCUCCGACGAGGGAGGUGUUCAUGCUGUUUGUUUCUAAUAAUUAUAUUUUAUUUUGAAAUAUUAAGUAACUAACGGAUAAUUACGGCUAUAAUAAUUGAUACGAGUAUUGGGAAGAAGUAUCAUACGAGUGUUUUAUUUAUUACACUCUUCGGAUGAAAAUUAAUUUUAUUUAAGAAGUUGAUGCCGAAGCGGUACAGUGUUUUGUAUACAUCAUAAAGUGACGCUAGUAUUAUUAUCAUUCUGAAUAAUAUUAUAUGUAUUGGGUGUGCUGCUAUACGAGAAAUUAAACAGAUGUGACGUCGUGUAUAAUCGGUUAGGUGAAUUUUUUUAUUUAAAUUGUUUUACGAAUACGUGUUGCAAUUUUUCGAUAAAGUCACCGUGACGAGUGACUGUAAAUGAGUUUGUGGGUUUUAAGUUAUUUCUGUGAAUGUAAAAGUAAAUAAAUAUAAAAGUGUAUUUUAGUUUUUUAAUGCUCUAAGUCUUUCCUGUUUCUGUUCUCACAGUAUCGUUUAUCAAGAUUUACACAGUGACGCAAUUGCAUCGAAAGUAACAAGAAAAAAAUAUAAAAACAACCUAUGCUAUACUAUAUCUGAUAGAUAUAGAUAUAAGAAGAGGGACGCGCUGUGUAAUUACCCUCGGCAGGUUGUAUUGAGAGUAAAUAACAAAAAAUAGUUCAAACAUCCGUGAUGAUAAAACGCUGUUGAGUGAAAAAAACGUCAUUAGAGUUCUGUUCCUGGAAAAUAGUCAGUGUGAAAUUCAAGUAGAACCUUUUUGUUGUCUGAGGAUUUUGUUAUUAUUUUAUUUCUCUACCUGGGCCCGGCUGCUGUAAAGCUGAGUGUACUUGGUAACAUCUCUGAGCAAUAGCAUUUUACUUUACAACUGUAAGGUAUUAUAGUAGUAAAAGGAAUUCCUUUGUCCUCUGGUGGCAUUGAACGCUCCACUACAGAGGACGUGAGCGUGUUAGUUAGCCUGAAGUUGCUAUACUAGGCUGUACAGUAACUGGUGAUGCUGUGAUGUUGCUGCUGGAGGCGAAACCGCUGAAACACAACCAAACGCAUUUCUUGUGUAUUGGAGCCAACUGGUGAAUGUCCGUCUGUAAACCGCGAGGGCAACAACCACCGUCGUUACGACUCCCAUCAUCACUACCUCGAUCAACACGAGGCCAAGGAUUCAAGGUCACCGAUCCGGGCACUAAGGGUCAGCCUACUGUCGUCGCCCUUGUACUUUAUAUUGUGCUUUUGUUUGUUAAGCAUAUUUUGUAUGUACACAGGUUUUUUUAUAAUAAACACUACACUAGUAUUAUUAUUAUUGAAAGAUAAAUCUUUAUCACGUCCAGGUGAUACUCGGAGGAUUUAAAGUGACAAGUAAACAGUGAAAAUAAUAUAUAACACCGCUAGAGUAGUUAUCGUCUGAAUUUGUGAAUUUUAACGCAUUAUAUACGUAUAUUUUAUUAUUUGGAAUACAAAUUACGUGGGAUACAAACAACGAGGAAAAAUGCAACAACGAGGAUCAUUCACCAAAGCUGGGAUGGUAUUUGUAAGAGCAGCUGUCCUAGCAGCUGUUAUUACCCAACUUUUGGGACCUAGUAAGGCCACGAGGCCUACUGGUUCUCAUCCGGGACAUGCUUAUUUUGAACAACCUUGCUGUGGACACUCGCAUUUGCGGCAUCACAAAGAACAUGUCCGAGAAUUCAGCUGUGGAAUGCUCUAUUACAGAACGCUUUAUCUGGAUAGUAAAAGAGAUACUCUUUACGUGGGAGCUAUGGAUAAAGUCUUCAAGCUCAAUCUAAGCAACAUCAGCCACUCCAACUGUGAAAGAGACGUUCUCAAUCUAGAACCGAGUAAUGUUGCGAAUUGCGUGUCGAAAGGAAAAUCCGAGCACUUUGACUGCCGGAACCACAUACGAGUAAUCCAACCAAUGACCGAUGGUAACCGUCUGUACAUUUGUGGUACCAACGCACACUCGCCAAAAGACUGGGUGAUUUACAGCAACUUAACUCAUUUACCGCGACACGAAUUCGUGCCAGGUAUUGGAAUGGGUAUAGCCAAGUGUCCUUAUGAUCCCGCUGACAAUUCAACGGCAGUUUGGGUAGAAAAGGGCAAUCCUGGCAACUUGCCUGCAUUGUACUCCGGCACGAACGCGGAAUUCACCAAAGCGGACACUGUUAUAUUCCGUACCGAUCUGUAUAACUUGACCGACGGUCGCAGAGAGUACAGCUUCAAGAGAACACUCAAGUACGACUCCAAGUGGCUUGACAAACCAAACUUCGUAGGAUCAUUUGACAUUGGAACUCAUGUGUUCUUCUUUUUCCGCGAGACCGCAGUGGAGUACAUAAAUUGUGGAAAAAGUGUGUACUCACGAGUAGCAAGAGUGUGUAAAAAAGAUACCGGAGGCAAGAACAUAUUGUCUCAAAAUUGGGCAACAUAUCUCAAGGCCAGGCUCAAUUGCUCAAUUCCGGGGGAGUUCCCGUUCUAUUUUAAUGAAAUUCAAAGCAUCUACAAAGUCCCAGGCGACGACACACACUUUUACGGAACAUUCACAACGUCAACAAAUGGUCUGAUGGGCUCGGCCAUUUGUUCGUUCCACAUCGACGCCAUUCAAGAGGCAUUCCGUGGUAAAUUCAAAGAACAAGCUACAAGCAGCAGUGCUUGGCUUCCCGUACUAUCUAACAAAGUACCUGAGCCAAGACCAGGUCAAUGUGUUAACGAUACGGAAACAUUACCAGACACCGUUCUCAAUUUUAUAAGAUCUCAUCCGCUCAUGGAUUCUGCGAUUUCUCAUGAGAACGAAAAGCCCGUAUUUUUUAAACGCGACAUCAUGUUUACUAGACUAGUCGUUGAUAAGCUGAGAAUUGAUUUCAUCGGGAUGGAUCUUGAGUACACAGUCUACUAUGCUGGCUCAAGCGAUGGCAGAGUACACAAAGUUGUACAGUGGGUAGACAGCAAUGGAGAGUCCCAGUCAAUACUGCUUGAUGUAUUUGACGUAACUCCCGGUGAACCUAUUCAAGCGAUGGAGAUCUCUAAGGAGCAUAAAGCCCUCUAUGUUGCCUCAGACCAUCGUAUAAAGCAAAUCGAUUUAGUUAUGUGCUCUCGGCGAUAUGAUAACUGUCUACGUUGCGUUCAUGAUCCAUACUGCGGCUGGGACAAAGACACUAAUGCUUGUAAACCCUAUGCACCAGGACUCCUUCAAGACGUUUCGAACAGCACCGCCGAUGUUUGCGACAGCAGCGUGGGAAAACGAAAGCUGGUGGUAACGUGGGGCCAAUCGGUGCAUCUGGGGUGCUUCGUGAAGAUGCCGGAGGUGUUGAUGAAUCAAGAGGUUAGGUGGUAUCACUACAGCAAAGAAAAAGGAAGGUAUCAGAUCGCGUACAAGUACGGCGCUGGAGGUGACAAGUUCAUUGAGACCUCCGAGAAAGGUCUUGUUAUUGUUGGUGUGAACGAACAGGAUGCGGGAAGAUAUGAUUGUUGGCUCGGAGGUGCUUUACUUUGUUCUUACAACAUCACCGUUGAUGCGCAUCGUUGUUCCGCACCAGCAAAAGCUGCUGACUAUCAGAAGAUAUAUUCUGACUGGUGUCAUGAGUUUGAGAAGUACAAGUCGGCGAUGAAAAGUUGGGAGAGAAAGCAAGCGCAAUGUUCAUCGCGACUAAACGACAGCAACCAGAACGUCCACACGAAUGAAGUAUACGGGACGCCGCUGGUGUGAUCUCCCGGUGUUGCAGAGCCUUUAUUGAGCAGAGAUUACAACACGAUGAUUCGUACAAAUGUCCAGCUAAGUAAUGGCGUUUCCGGUGAAAUAGUUCUCUGGUGUUACUCAGCACUGCUAUCUCUGAUGGCUCACUACUUGUUUGACACAGUGAUCACUGGAUUACCGUUCAUUGUGUGAAUAAACUAAAGAAACAUGCAAACAAACAUUACAAAAGUGUUCAAAAAAAAAAAAAAAUAAAAAAAAAAACAGUGCCAUCACCAAUUUUUUACAUCGUGAAUAAAUCCCAAGUUGACAUAACAUUUAAAUAGACUCCAGUGACUGCCUCGCGAUAAUACGCUGUAUUGCUAUUUCAUUGAUUUAAUGUUUUAAUUUCCACAACAACUUAUAUAAAUAAAUCCAUUUUUUCUACACUUAUCAUUUUGAAUUAAAUGUACAUAGUUAAAAAAUUAAAAAAUAAAAAAUAAAUGAAUAUAGCAACACGGCACAUUAUCGACAACGCAACAAAUUCAGAAUUAAAAUUCGUGUUUAUAAAAAUCGAAUACGUCGAUUAUCUUAAUUAUUCCUGAAUUAUUGUUAUAAUAAAUAAGUGUUCGAUCGAUUAUGAAGACUUCUGGAGGACCAAGUGACUUUUGAGUCACCAGUGCCGCGUUAAAUUUCGCCUAAUACGAAUGGAACAAAAAUGUUUAAUUAAUGACGAAAAAAAAAAAAAAAAAAAAAAAAAAAAAAAUGAAAAGUACGAACGUCAAAAGUAUUCUCUGUUUUCUCAGACCUGUGAUAUGGAUGGGUAGCCGAGGAAAAUCUGUGUUUAAUCUUAAAUUCAAUCCGAGAAUAAGGAGAAAAAAAUUUACGUAAAUAACUACGUAAACUCUAAACACGGAUAGACUUAUGAAAUGAAAAGCAGAAAACAAUCAUGAAACGUGUAUAUAUUUCGUUUCGUUUAUUAAGGUAUGUCACGUUAUUUAAUAGGAUACAUUGUAUUGAUAAUUGAAAUUAAUAAUUAUUAAAUGCAGUAAAAUAGAGUAAUAAAAUAUGUAAUAAGUGUUGGUGGCGGACGCUAAAAAUUAUAUGUAUUACGAAGCUGUCCAUAAUAAUUUAAUAAUUAUAAUUGCUUCUCGAUCGACUGAUGAUAAGCAUUACUAUUUAAUUGUAAUUGUAAUUGUAAUUAUAAAAAUUAAUGAUAAAUGGUUAAGAGUUACGAUUAAUAACUAACAAUAAUAAUAAUAAUUAAAUAAAAUAGUCGAGUGUGUCUUUACUGCGUCUGUUACUAAAAAAAAAAAAAAAUAAUAAUAAUAAUAAGUGCAUU
This is a messenger RNA of Cotesia glomerata, 5034 nucleotides long. RefSeq names its product semaphorin-2A (gene Sema2a). NCBI's taxonomy places the organism in Eukaryota, Metazoa, Arthropoda, Insecta, Hymenoptera, Braconidae. Gene Ontology annotation, molecular function: semaphorin receptor binding; chemorepellent activity. The record is from RefSeq and is a predicted model, not a curated record. Bases 1521 to 3728 code for a protein of 735 amino acids. The transcript has 12 exons. Gene Ontology annotation, biological process: negative regulation of axon extension involved in axon guidance; semaphorin-plexin signaling pathway; negative chemotaxis.